UUAGUAUAGUCAAUAGUGCAAGACCUUGGAUAAAGCAGUUUAUGAGUUAAGAAAUUCCACUAUACUUGAAAACCACCAAGCACAUGUUACUUAUUGGCUUACUCUUCACCAUCCAUUAAUGAUCAAUGGCUUCUCUGCAAGCCCUGUGGCCAUGUAGUCAGAUUAAGCAUCAAGGUUGUAUUAGAUACCACCGUGACAGGAUCGCCAAGAAAAGCUUUAAAGUGAGAUUUGAAGGUGGGAAUGUUUCAAAUUCAGACCAAGGAAGAAGGAAGCUAAGAGUGUUAAUAGCUGGUGGUGGCAUUGGUGGGCUUGUUUUGGCUCUGGCUGCAAAGCACAGAGGGCAUGAAGUGAAGGUGUUUGAGAAGGAUUUCAGUGUUGUUAGAGGGGAAGGUAGGCAUCGUGGCCCAAUUCAACUCUUGAGUAGUGCUCUUGCUGUGUUGGAAGCCAUUGAUCACAGUGUUGCAAAGCAGAUAAUGGAAGCUGGUUGUGUCACUGGAAACAGGACUAAUGGCCUUGCUGAUGGUUUAUCUGGGGAGUGGUUCACUGAGUUUGAUCUUUUGACUCCUGCUUCAAGGAAAGGGCUUCCUAUUACUCUAGUCAUAUGCAGAAUGACACUGCAAGAUAUACUAGUCAAAGCAGUUGGUUCCCAAAUACUUAGAAACAAAUCAAAAGUUGUGGAUUUUAUUCAGGGACCUAGCAAGGUUACUGUGGUUCUUGAAAAUGGAAAGCAAUAUGAGGGUGAUAUUUUAAUAGGGGCAGAUGGAAUAUGGUCAGAAGUGCGUUCAAAACUCUUUGGCUGGCAGAAAGCUAAGUACUCAGGUUUCACAUGCUAUAGUGGAUUAACAAACCAUGUUCCCUCAUAUAUUGAUACUAUAGGGUAUAGGGUGUUCUUGGGUUUGAACCAGUAUUUUGUAGCUUCAGAUGUUGGCCAUGGGAAGAUGCAAUGGUAUGCUUUCCAUGAAGAACCACCUUCAAGUUCCCUUUUCCCAGAAGUUCCUGCAGGUAAGAAAAAGAGACUAAUGGAUCUGUUUGGUAAGUGGUGUGAUGAAGUUAUCACACUGAUAUCAGAUACACCAGAGGAUAUGAUACUGCAGAGGGAUAUAUAUGACAGAGACAUGAUCUACACCUGGGGGAUUGGGAGAGUGACUUUAAUAGGUGAUGCUGCACAUCCAAUGCAACCAAAUCUUGGCCAAGGGGGAUGUAUGGCAAUAGAGGAUUGUUACCAACUGAUACUUGAGCUUGACAAGGUUGCUCAAAAUGGUUCUGGUGACUUUGAUGUUAUCUCAGCCCUUAGAAGAUAUGAGAAGAAAAGAAUCCCACGAGUUAGGGUCUUGCACACAGCUAGCCGGUUGGCAUCAAAAUUGCUAGUCAACUACAGACCUUAUAUUGAGUUUAAAUUUUGGCCUUUAUCGCAGAAUCUAGCAAAUAUGAAGAUAAAGCACCCCGGAAUUUAUGUAGCUCGUGCCCUUUUGAAGUUCACUUUUCCACAUUUUGUUACUUGGAUGAUUGCAGGCCAUGGGUUAUGGUGAGGAUACAUGGGAAACGUUGGUAAACAAAGCUUAUGACAUUUAGCAUUUCGUGGUUGUAACUAGAAUAAUUGUAUUGGACUAUGGAGAUUAUUUUUUCUUUUUUUAAACUAAGGUAACAUUUGGUAAAUAGGUUAAAACUAAGGGAAAUGCUAGCAACAUUUUGUUUUACA
Messenger RNA from Lotus japonicus, 1699 nucleotides. Its product is annotated as zeaxanthin epoxidase, chloroplastic-like. Gene Ontology annotation, molecular function: FAD binding. The transcript has 10 exons. The coding region runs from base 126 to 1529 and encodes 467 amino acids. The record is from RefSeq and is a predicted model, not a curated record. NCBI's taxonomy places the organism in Eukaryota, Viridiplantae, Streptophyta, Magnoliopsida, Fabales, Fabaceae.